Molecule: messenger RNA, 1263 nt
Organism: Hydractinia symbiolongicarpus
Lineage: Eukaryota; Metazoa; Cnidaria; Hydrozoa; Anthoathecata; Hydractiniidae
Product: elastase-1-like
Exons: 7
Coding region: 1-1188 (395 amino acids)
Biological process (GO): proteolysis
Molecular function (GO): serine-type endopeptidase activity; protein binding
Source: RefSeq, a predicted model, not a curated record
AUGAUCGCAGAUAUAAUGACGAAAGGAAUCGGACGAGUACAGUUUGAUAAGUUGCGAACGAUGAUCGGAUUGAAGAACCUUACGGACUGCGAGGCAGGUACUACUUCGUCAGUCUUCAUCAAUCUUCGUGGUGUGAAACGCUGCUCGUCGUGGAUAACGCUGAUUUCCACCAGAAGAAAUUUUCAAAGAAAUGGUGUCGACAAAUUUGUAAUCGAUAUUCCACAAGAUCUAGGUCCUCUUACGCGUUUAUAUAUUGGACACGACAAUAAAGGAAAGAUUGGUCCAGGAUGGAAAUUAAAUAAGGUGGUUAUUGAAGAAAAACAAGCCAACAAGAUAUCUGAAUUUAUAGUCCACAAAUGGCUGCGUAAAAAGACUGGACAAACAACAUACGUAUCAGUAGAAAAGAAGAUAAAUGGUAAUUGUGGCAGUGUUUCUACCGUAAGAAUAGUUAAUGGGAAUGUUGCCAAAACUGGUCAGUUCCCUUGGCAGGCACAGUUAGCAAUACCGAAACAGGAUCUGUAUCAUAUAUGUGGAGGAACUUUGAUCCAUCCUUGGUUUGUGUUGACCGCAGCCCAUUGUGUUAAUAAAUACGAUAACAAAGAUAUGGUCAUUACAUUGGGAGAGCAUGAUCUAUUUAACCACGAUGGAACAGAACAGAAGUAUGGCGUAAAAGAAGUCAUCAUACACAGCGAAUUCAGCGCUGAUACUUGGGACGAGGACAUUGCCUUAAUUAAACUUGACAGACCAGCUAUGUUAACAUCAGCUGUAAAAAUUGCUUGCUUACCAUAUCAAGGUUACCACCUCCAAUCAGGAAAAACAUGCAUUAUUAGUGGCUGGGGAAAACUCAAAGGUGGAGGAAGAUAUUCCAUGAAAUUACAAUAUGCAGCCUUGCCUACAAUUGAAAACAGCGUGUGCAAAAAAGCAAUGAAGGAUAUUAAUCCAAAUGGAGGAGUUACUAACAACAUGCUUUGUGCUGGCGGGAACCAAAAAUCAGGUUGUGAGGGAGAUAGCGGUGGUCCGGUCGUGUGCAUGAAUUCUGGUGGUCAAUAUAUCUUACAGGGUGUGGUUGCGUGGGGCAGUCCUAAGUGCUCUCUCGCAAAGGACCGAUACAGCGUGUUCACACGCGUGGCUAGAUAUAUCGAUUGGAUCAACUCGUCUAUCUACUCAAAAUAUAUUCGGGCAUUUUAAUACAUUGUUUUCGUAAAUAAAAACUUUAUAAAGAUUGUAAGAUUUGCGAAUAAAUUGAUUAAAAUUAUGAGUUUA